Messenger RNA from Saccoglossus kowalevskii, 1325 nucleotides. Its product is annotated as beta-TCRP E3 ligase. Lineage: Eukaryota; Metazoa; Hemichordata; Enteropneusta; Harrimaniidae. Gene Ontology annotation, molecular function: protein dimerization activity. The record is from RefSeq and is marked provisional.
AUCGGAGGUCAAGUAUUUUUGUAGUCGUUAUUUGCUGUUAAAAUCACAUCAAGAACCCACUUUUUUAUGAAGAUAUGAUGUCCCUAACAACUAUCACAGAUGAAAAUAUACCGGAGGGAAUGACAACGCAGACGACAAUAAAGAGCAUCAGGAGCAACAAGGAACCGUCACCGAAUUAUGAAAAAGAAAGGGAAAAUUGUGUGAGAUAUUUUGAUCAGUGGAAAGAAAAUGAACAAAUUGAAUUUGUAGAACAGUUAAUUUCACGCAUGUGCCACUACCAGCACGGACAUAUCAAUUCUUUUUUGAAACCUAUGUUACAACGGGAUUUUAUUACAGCAUUACCAAAAAAAGGUUUAGACCAUGUAGCAGAAAAUAUUUUGUCAUACUUAGAUGCAAAAUCAUUAUGUGCUGCUGAGCUGGUGUGCAAAGAAUGGUAUAGAGUAAUUCAAGAUGGUAUGCUCUGGAAAAAAUUAAUUGAAAGAAUGGUGAGAACGGACCCACUCUGGAAAGGUUUAUCGGAAAGGAGGGGGUGGAGUCAAUAUUUAUUCCGUCCCAAACCAGGGGAAAUUCAACCAACUAACGACUUUUUCCGUAGUCAAUAUCCUAGAAUAAUAGAAGACAUAGAAGCAAUUGAAACAAAUUGGCGAUGUGGUAGGCAUACGCUUCAAAGGAUACAUUGCAGAAGUGAAAAUAGUAAAGGUGUUUAUUGUUUGCAGUACGACGACCAAAAAAUAGUUAGUGGUCUUAGAGAUAACACAAUAAAGAUAUGGGAUAGAAACUCAUUGGACUGUGUCCAAGUCCUAACGGGCCACACUGGUUCAGUAUUAUGUUUACAGUAUGAUGAGAAUGUUAUCAUCACAGGUUCAAGUGAUUCUACAGUCAGAGUGUGGAAUGUUCAUAAUGCAGAAAUGGUUAAUACACUUAUACACCAUUGUGAAGCUGUUUUACAUCUUAGGUUUAAUGAUGGUAUGAUGGUUACUUGUUCAAAGGACCGUUCAAUAGCAGUUUGGGACAUGCAGUCAUCCACAGACAUCAAUCUACGGCGGGUGUUGGUUGGACAUCGAGCUGCUGUGAAUGUUGUAGAUUUUGAUGAUAAAUAUAUUGUGUCAGCGUCUGGUGAUAGAACAAUCAAAGUUUGGAGUACGUCAACUUGUGAAUUUGUGCGAACUCUUAAUGGUCACAGAAGGGGCAUAGCGUGUCUGCAAUACAGAGACAGAUUAGUAGUUAGUGGUUCUUCAGAUAAUACAAUUAGGUUAUGAUAAUGCGUUUGAACAUAACAGUUUUCUAAUGCAGUGUGCAUUACAAUGAUUAUCACAUGUUUUACU